AUGAAUUUUACGAUUAAAAAUUGCUCAAUAUUGAUGAUCAUCAUCAUCAUUAUACAAACAUCGCCAAUUGAUUGUAAUCAUCAACACGUUGAUUAUGGUGAUCAUCCAACGAUUCGUUUUUAUAAAGUAGAAGAAUUAAACAUCUACAAUACAUUGGUUGAUUGUGUAUCAAAUUGGCGUGAAAAAUUUGCUAAAUGUAAUCUGGAAAUAACGGCAUUAGCGGACAAUAUAUUCACCGUGAUUAAUGAACAUUCAACCGUAGGUGAAAUAAUUAAAUGUUGUGGCAUAUGGCUAGUACGUGAUUGUUGGCUUUCACAUAGUGGCCAUUAUUGUACUAAAAAUCAAACGGAAAUUAUAUGGCAAUUACCAUUUAAAUUGGUACCAUAUCUACACAAAUGGUGUAAUGUUUAUCAUGAUCAAACAAUAAUGUGUUUGAUACCAAGAUAUCCAUAUUUAGCAACAUUGAUCAUUUUAACAAUAAUGAUUGUCAUAUUUAUGUUUAUUACAAUCAUUUUCAUUUACAUUAAUCGUCGUCGAAAAUUUGGAACAUUUCAAACUAUUGAUAAACUAAAUAAUCAUACAGUGAAUAAUAAUAAUAAAAAUAUAAAAACAUUUGAAUAUAAAAAACCGGAAGAUCCUGAAUCCGGUAUUAAACCGGACAUCGAUAAUAAUGAUAAUGAUGAAAAGGCUGAGGCGGAAGAACGGCAAUCAUUAAAAUGA
This is a messenger RNA of Dermatophagoides farinae (American house dust mite), 720 nucleotides long. RefSeq lists its product as uncharacterized. The record is from RefSeq and is a predicted model, not a curated record. Lineage: Eukaryota; Metazoa; Arthropoda; Arachnida; Sarcoptiformes; Pyroglyphidae.